AUGUUCGAAACAAAAAAUGGAAAAUCUUUCCCAAUGUUAAUACAUGGAUUACUAAGAAAGAAUUAAAAACUGAAUUUUGAAAUUAUCAGUUUAAAGGAUAGAAUUUCAAACAAUCCUCUAAGUGUUUAGCAUUUAAGCAAGAUAAUGUUUCAUAUCACAAAUCUUUUACGGGAAUGUAAUGGGAGAAACCCUAACUUUUUGAAAAGCUUGAGUCUUGAUUAGAUUUAUGUAAAUAAAAAUAUUGAAGACGAUGUGAAUACCUUUAUAUUUGAAGAGGAUCAAGAAGGUGAUAAAAAAAAACAAAGCCUUGAUGUUAUACUAUUUUAAUUAUUUCAUGUUUUAGGUUUUGAUAUUAUGUAAGAGACUUUUAGCAAACCAAAUUAUUUCGAUUUAAUAAUUAAUUAUCUUUAUGACCAUAUCUUUGAAGAAAGACAAUAAGAUUCUUAAACUAAAAUUAAUGAAAAACACAUUUUAGAGAGAAUCUUUAAUGUUAAUAUAAUAAAGAUCAUGUAUGAUCAACCGUUUUCAAGGGUGUAUCUCAUUGAAACACCAUAUUACAUUAAUUCUUAAAGAAAUAAAAUUGUUGUCAAAUGGAUUAAAUAUAUUUCCGAAUACGACAUGAUACAAUAUUUACAUAGAGAAAUUAGACUAUUAGAGAGAGUUCAUGAUUUGGAAAAUUGUACAAAGUUGUUUUGUUACACUAAUGUCCUUCCUUAACAAUUUAUUUUUAUGAAGUAUUAUGACAUAACUUUAGAUGAUUUAAAUAAUGAGAUAGGCAAAAAUUAGGUAAAUGUUAUUGACUUGAUACACUUAAUUAAAUAAAUGUUAUUAGCAUUAAAGGGUCUUCAUGACAGGCAAAUUAUUCAUAGAGAUUUGAAACCUUAAAACAUUAUGUUUGAAUAUCUUAACGACAAUCAUAGUAUUUAAAAUAUGAGAUGUGUUCUUAUUGAUUUAGAUAGAUCUGAUAAUAAUUAAAUUGUGAAAUCUGUGAGAGAAUUCCAAUCUGAUUAUAUUGGUACUCCUGAGUAUCAACCGCCUGAAGGAACUUAAGAUCAUCAUUAUGAGGAAUCGUACGACAUAUGGCAAUUAGGAUAUAUCAUUUAAUGCAUAUUAUUAAGAGAUAAAAAUAAACUCUAUUCUAAAUAAAAAGAUAGACCAAUAGAAGAAUAGGUUUAUGAGAAUAUCUUUAAAUCAGAUUGGGAGAAGGUUAAACUAAGAUUUCCCAAAUUUUACGAAGUAGUCAAGCAAAUGAUGGAUUACGAUCCAUAAAAGAGACCAGCCCUUGUUGAGAUUGAAGAAGAAAUAAAUAAAAUUAAUUGA
Paramecium tetraurelia is the source of this 1320-nucleotide messenger RNA. RefSeq lists its product as uncharacterized. NCBI's taxonomy places the organism in Eukaryota, Ciliophora, Oligohymenophorea, Peniculida, Parameciidae. The transcript has 3 exons. Gene Ontology annotation, cellular component: cytoplasm; nucleus. Gene Ontology annotation, molecular function: ATP binding; protein serine/threonine kinase activity. The record is from RefSeq and is a predicted model, not a curated record. Gene Ontology annotation, biological process: mitotic DNA damage checkpoint signaling; protein phosphorylation.